AUGCAGGAACAAAUCGUACAAGAUCUGUGGAAAGUGGCCCAGGGCAAAUGGGAAUCCGGUGUACUCCCCAGCAAAGACAGCUUAGCUCGGGCGCGGGCUUCUCUUCCUACGACACUGUCAGCUACCGGUACUAGCCUUGAAGCUGUUCAGCGGCACAUUUUGGAUGAUAUUGUCCCAGCAUUCAACGGAGGUAGUAUCAGUCCCAACUACUAUGGCUUCAUCACUGGUGGAGCCACGCCAGCUGCACUCUUCGCCGAUAAUGUGGUGUCUGCCUACGACCAAAACGUUCAAGUACAUCUCACCAACCACUCCAUCGUCACAGAUGUCGAGUUCAGCGCGCUAGGUCUUCUUGCGGAUCUUAUGCGACUAGAUCGAUCCAUGUGGCACAACGGCACCUUCACCACGGGUGCUACUGCAAGCAACAUCCUCGGCUUGGCAUGUGGCCGUGAAUAUGUUCUGCGCAAAGCCGCGGAGAGAAAGGGAGUCCAAGUGGACAGUGUCGGAGAGUUCGGUUUAUUCGAGGUAUUGCAUGCUCUAGGACUUUCUGGAGUCCAGGUGCUAUCGACCUUGCCUCAUUCAUCCCUGGUGAAAGCAGCCGGUAUCCUGGGUAUCGGCCGUGCCAAUGUACACAACGUAUGCUGUGCCGACAACCCGCUUCACUUUGAUAUCGAACAGCUAGAGAAGGAAUUAGCAAGAGCAGACAAAGUCAGUAUCGUGGCCGUCUCCUCUGGAGAAGUCAACACUGGCCGCUUUGCAACGACAAAGGAACAGUUGUUGCAGAUUCGCCAGUUGUGUGAUAAGUACGGGGCGUGGGUUCAUGCAGACGGGGCAUUUGGAGUAUUCGGUCGCAUCUUGGACGACAGCCCGGAGUUUGCAACGGUUAAAAAGGGAAGCGAGGGACUUGAACUAGUGGACUCGAUCACUGGAGACGGCCACAAACUCCUCAAUGUCCCUUACGACUGUGGAUUUUUCUUCUGUCGACACCCAGAACUGGCAGCCAGCGUCUUCCAGAAUGCCAAUGCUGCCUAUCUAGCAGCAGGAUCCUCGGAUGGGCCCGCAAUUCCGUCGCCGUUGAAUAUUGGAAUCGAGAAUUCUCGCCGCUUUAGGGCGUUGCCGGUCUACGCAUCUCUCCUCUCCUAUGGGAAGCAUGGAUACAGAGACAUGUUGCAGCGCCAGAUCCGCCUUGCUCGAGGGAUUAACGAGUGGAUCUUUGAUCACCCACAAUAUAAAGCGUUGCCAGAGGCAUCUUCCAAAUCAGAGCUUCUCGACCAGACCUUUAUGAGUGUCCUGUUCCGUGCCAAGGAUGAUAACCUGAACCGUGAGCUGUCAAAGAAGAUAAACGAUACCUCGAGAAUGUUUGUGUCUGGGACCAGCUGGGACGGUGCUCCCGCGACUCGGAUUGCAAUCUCGAAUUGGAGGGUUGAUGUUGAAAGAGACUUGGAGCUGGUGACUGGAGUUCUCGCUGAGGUAGCUCAACUCUAG
Molecule: messenger RNA, 1482 nt
Organism: Penicillium daleae
Lineage: Eukaryota; Fungi; Ascomycota; Eurotiomycetes; Eurotiales; Aspergillaceae
Product: pyridoxal phosphate-dependent decarboxylase family protein
Exons: 1
Coding region: 1-1482 (493 amino acids)
Biological process (GO): carboxylic acid metabolic process
Molecular function (GO): carbon-carbon lyase activity; pyridoxal phosphate binding
Source: RefSeq, a predicted model, not a curated record